AGCAAGAAAAGCUGCUAACGGGAAAAUAUAUUUUUUAGUUCUCUGUUAAAGAAACUAAUUUUUUUUUUGCCUUGUAUUGAAAUUCAUCGUUUGAUUGAUCGUUUGCAUGGAACAUCUAAGAUCCUUGGAAGACAUUGUGCCAGUAUUGCCUAAGAAUGUGGGUCAUUUACAAAAGACAUCCGUCGUUAUUGAGUGCCCUUCCUGUAAACUGCGUAAUCAAACGAGAGUGGACAGGCAACCUGUGACUGUUGUACAGAAAAUUGUGGCCCUUAUUAACCGAUGUUUGUUCUGCGAUCCUAUAAAAUGGGGCGGACGUCACGAUAUCAACCAUUAUUGCAAUAUAUGUGGCUGUUUCAUUGGACGCCAUAUAACGUUGAGCUGGUAUAAGCGUCAAUUAUUCCGCAUGCAACGUUCGGAUGUCGAGAAUGAGAACAGGUGGCAACGUUUUAGGAAAAUUGAAAAAGAGCAAUUAGAUAAAGCUAAACAAAAACAUGUAAAUUUACCAAAGAACACAAACAAGCAGACGGUGUCAAGUACCCAACUAUAACUACGCAUUCGAUCAACAGAUGAUCAGUUUUAGUGUCAUUGAAAGUUUGCUGACAUUCUUUUCUUUUUUUUUUUUGCCCCUCCUUUUAUACACGCAUGCACACAUUCGCCUCCUAAUGAACUUGAAUAAAAAUGUGAAAGUGAAUAGAUAUAAAAAAGCUUCGAAUUAAAAAAGAAAUUGUCGUGACAUCAUAAUGAGAAUUUUCAUUUCAUUUUAAAAUUAGAUUAGUGAUGAGUGAAGAAAAUCAAAGAACAAGAAAAAAAUAAGAAUUGGCUGCCGAAGUUGCCAAAGCGAAAAUAAAAGAAAUGAUUUUAAAUCUGCAUGAGAGAGAAGACUAUCUACUCAUAAAAAGGCAUAUAUUCAAAGUAGACGUUUAAAGUAUCGUCCACGCACAAGAGCUAGCUCGGUGCAAACUUUGGAUAUGCACUGCCAUACUUUCGGCAUACAAAUCCACUUGAAGUAUGUUGUGCUUAGCUGGAUCUCAAUACAGUUCGUUUCAUACCGCUAUCUUAUUGAUCGUGAACAAUUUGAACAGCCAUAACUUUGCCUAGGCCUCUUUUACGUUUAUAUAUUCAAAAGUUGAUUCCAGUAAUACUUCUGUCUAUCCAAAUCAUCUAGUACGUUAUGAUAAUAGAAAGUUCAGCGGGGCUAGUUCAUUGAAUUUGUAUACACACCUAUAGAGGUAAAGAAACGACCAUUAAAAGUACAUGCAUUCAAUAAUCGGUAUGCCUGAUACGAAAAUUUUUUCCAGUCCUACAGCAUUGUAAAUUAAAUGCAAAGUAGAGUUCAUUUCUAGGUUGAGAAUCAAUAAAUUCAAAAGCUACGUCAAAUAAUUAGGCAAAAUACCAGAAUAAUAGGCUUCUCUAUCACUUACAAAAGAUCUAUCUUCCAUGGUUAUAAUGAAUAUUAAUUAGGUAAAGGAAAAACUUUAUGACGUUUUUGUAUUAAAUAUACGUCAUUUGCGAUGAUAAUCCGUAAGCUUACUUCUGGCAGAACCUUGAAGCCAUCGCUGUUGGUUUUCUGCGAACUUUUUUGCGAACCAAAUCAAAGUGGUUUUGUACCGAAUGAAAUAAAUGGUGAAUGGAUUAGGCAAGCGCUAAUCAAGACGGAGGAGGAUAGGUCCAGUGAAACUCCACAGUUAAGCUCUCUCAACUUUCAAAACAUCUUUACCGAUAUUUGUGGCUUUUACCGUUGUGUGAACAUUGUCAUUAUGAAAAACGAUGACUUCGCUAAUUAUUAAGACUUUACUUUAUUUAAGCGUUUCAACCGCAUUACCUGCUGGGGGUAGAAUAUGGAAUCAAUCGUCCGGCUGCGUUGGUGCUAUUCCCGAUGUAUCAUUCUAUUUCAAUGCUGGUAAACACAUAAAAUUACUCUAUAUGGAUUAUACAAUGUUUUGCUUGUGCAACUUCAACCAUCUCAUAUUGUUAUUAUUCCCAGGCAGAUGAUGAAUGUUAAGGUAAUAUAAUCGCUAAUGUUGUAAUUGUUGAAGGCAGCAAUGAUGGUCGC
This is a messenger RNA of Glossina fuscipes, 2053 nucleotides long. RefSeq lists its product as uncharacterized. Lineage: Eukaryota; Metazoa; Arthropoda; Insecta; Diptera; Glossinidae. The transcript has 2 exons. The coding region runs from base 107 to 547 and encodes 146 amino acids. The record is from RefSeq and is a predicted model, not a curated record.